Messenger RNA from Symbiodinium necroappetens, 3048 nucleotides. The record is from the annotation of a GenBank genome assembly. NCBI's taxonomy places the organism in Eukaryota, Dinophyceae, Suessiales, Symbiodiniaceae.
AUGUUCUGCGAGCAGGUGUGGCACACGGUGCCGACCACUUGUGCAGACAUGUACCGCGAAACCUCGUGGUGCGACGUUCAUGUCAUCUGGAGCGAGGAACUCUACCAGCUGCGUCUGCGAGAGGAGUGUCAGGAUCCUGCUGCGGAUUCUCCGUACACGGCAGAUCCCAUCUGGGUCACAUCAGGGCGCGCCCUGCCGGCGGAGAAUGUCGAGAACCUGACGGCUUUUCCGUUUCUGGCAGGACACAAUGUCUCUGUGGCCCUUGACUGGGAUGCUGGUGAAGCGAACGACUGCGUGUUCACAGGAUGGGAGUUGGAGUUGCGACCCGCAGAUGGCGAGUGGUUCUUGGCAGAGGAAUGCAUCAGCUCGCUCUACGAGGAUGUGAACUGUACGGUUACCGAAGGCCUGCAGUCCGAGACCACCUAUGACACAAGGGUGCGCUCCUACUGCCUCGACCUGCUGUCGAAGGGCAACUGGACGGAAGUGCUUGAACUGGCCGGAGUCCUGAGUCUCCAGUAUAGCAUAGCCGGAAGGCGUCAGAUGAGAUUUUCCAUGGAACCCCAGGAUCCAUGGGACUGUGCCUUCGUGGCAUAUGUUGGCGAGCUUAGCGAGGCUUUCCGGACUCGGAUUGGCGCCCGGCCAACGAGUCUCGGCUGUGCAUGCCAGCUGCUCGAGUUGGCGCAGAGUGCCUAUUGGACCGGUCUGGACCUGUUGAUGUCCAACACCACGUACAAGGCCGAGGUCUGUGCAGAAGCCAUGAACACCACCCUGACGUUGAACCCAGACGCCGUCCGGAGUGUGCAAGUGGUGUUCCGCUCAGAGACGCACGCUCGUGUGAACUUCCUAUCUGGGGAUCAGCCGGGGGACUGCAACGCAGAAGAUUGGCUCUUCGAGUACUACAACGAGUCAUGGCAGUUCGCGGCCUUCUGCACCCGGGUGCCUGGUGCACGAAGAGUCCAGCAGUGCCAUCUCGAGUUGAGCAUGCUGGAUGAGGAGAGGGAAUACUGGAUGAGGGUCCAGGAGCUCUGUGUUGGCGGCCUCCAGGCGCCCCGCGUGAACUUCACGCUGCCUGCUUGGGAGGCAGAGAAGGAUGUAUCCAACAUGUCGAACCGCAGCAACAUGAGCGAGAUGGAGGAGGAGGAAGACGAAUGGUGGGAGUCGAACUACAGUAACUACAGCAUGGAGAAUGUGACAAUGAUGAACAUGACAGGACAUAUGGAUAUGGGAAUGAACAUGUCCGAGAACAACAUGUCUGAGCCAAACAUGUCCGAGCCAAGCAUGACGGAGAUGAACAUGAGCAUGGCUGAGAUGAAUGCAUCUGAUUCGAACAUGUCUGAAAUGCAACAGCCAGAGAUGAACGAGACUCCGAUGAACGAGUCAGACGUGGGCGGGUAUGCCGCAGACAUGAACGACACGGAUACGGAUGAGAACGACACGGAUGUGAACGAUUCGGAGAUGAACGAAACCGACAUGGCCGAGUGGGAAAACAGCUCCUACGAAAAUGGCUCCAACGACAGCCAGGACAUGCAAGCAAUGAGCGCGUCCUGCAGUCAAGAGCUGCUUUCUCUGCUCGGUCGGGUGGAUGCGCUGGCGAUCCUUGCUUCAGCGGCCCUGUCCGAGGUCGCAUUGCAGCUAAAGGUAGCAAUGGAGGGGCGGGGCUGCGCAGUCGCAGCCGCUGUGGAAGGCUGCUCGAGGGUGGAACCACCUAGGGUGAGACACGUUCAGGUGGUCCUCAUCCUAGGCGACUCGCCCAAAGAUCCGGAUGCCUUCAAUCCGCAGGGCAAGCUGGGCGCAGCGGCGGGGCUGGCAUUUGCAGCCAUCGCCUCCGGUGCUCCUGUGAGGGCCCUGGGAGGAACCACUGGCUUGGAAGAUGUUAGGAGCCUUAUCGAGGAUCUGAAGCAGCAUCCACUUCCGUCAGCCGUCGAAUCCCAGCACAGAUGGGCUGAGACUUUGGCUGCGGCUCUUGCAGAUGACGCAGAGCAGCUGGAGGACUCAUUGGAAUCGUGGCCUGAGCUCCUGGUAUGCCGGGACAGCACAGGCGACACCUUGUUGCACCGAGUUGCUUCGGCUGGUGCCCUGGAAGCUGCUUGCCUCCUCAUCGAGCGUGGUGCCGACGCAAACCUCCGGAAUGGAGAUGAGGCAACCGCCGGCGAUCUGGCCUUCCGUGCAGGCAGACAGACAGUCUUCGAAGCUCUUGUCAUGCACCGGGUUUCCUGCAUCAGACGCGAGCAGGAGCCGCAGGAGCCCCCUCUCAAGCGCCAGACACUCGAAGCUCCAGAUCACUAUCUCAAGCAAGACUUGCGGUACGAGGAUAAGAGGCUUCUGGAUGCCAACUCGAAGGCUGUAAUGAUGGGAUGGGAGGAGCCCUUGAUGAAACGGCACGCCGAGCUCCUCUUACCGGCGGCAGGGCUUCGCGUGGCCAACGUCGGAUUUGGCUUGGGACUUGUAGACGGCUUCCUGUCCAAGCGAGGGCCAAGCGAGCAUCACAUCAUCGAAGCUCACAAAGAUGUGCUCGCAGAGAUGAAGCGCCGCGGUUGGCAUGAGCAGCCUGGCGUGUUCAUACACGAAGGACGCUGGCAAGAGAUCAUUCCAAAGCUCAAAAGCAGCUCUCUGGACGCAAUCUUCUUCGACACCUGGUCAGAAACUUACGAGGACCUUCGCCAAUUUCAGGAGGAGCUGCCGCGAUUGCUAGCUCCUGGAGGAGCCUUCUCGUUCUUUAAUGGAAUGGCGCCCUACAGUAUCGCUGAGCACGCUGCUUUCUGCCGGCUGGCGCAGGAAGAUCUCCAUUCCAUGGGUCUUCCGUGCGACAUCUGUAAGAUCGAGUUGGGUGGGCUGGGAGACGAGACCUGGCACGGGGUUGCAGAGCGCUACUGGCAGUUUGACAGCUAUUAUCUGCCUCUGGCAAGGAAGGCUUCCUCACCCUCUCCGCCCACUCGAGAACUUUCAGAGGCGGCAUGGCCCUGGCGGCUCUGGCCCCAGUUUCCCGUUUCCGUAGGAGACGAGCUGGGCAAGCGCCUGCCACGAACAGAAUUUGGGCUUUCGGACUGA